UUUAAGCGCGGUUUAAUGUGGGGCCCCUCGUUUUGCCUUCGAUAGAACCCAGAGAAACCAAAAACAUCCUACAAUGCACAUACGGUGGCUUCUAUUUGUGGCCACAGUCGUGGUGGUCUGUUGCUUUACUUCCGCAUCCGGUCCCGGGGAGGAGCUAGCAGUUGGCCAGCCCGACUUCAGCAACAAUUCGACCCAAACGCUGCAUGGACGACGGAAGCGAUACAUAAUUUUCCGCGAGAUUUCCAGAGGAUUUGCUCGGGCCAACGUUAAGGACCGGAUGAUUGAUAUCACCAACAUUUGGGCCCACGCGUACGGCUUCCGGUGGAAUGUGGAAUACAACAAUCCCCCAGGAUUGAUGAUAACCAAGCGUGACUUGCACGAGUCCAUCGGGGAACUGAUUCAAGCUCACGGAUUUGAUGGCCGGGCUUGUAUCCUGAGAACAUUCUGCGAAAUGUCCAAAGUGAUGACUCCGAAAAGUGGAUUUAUGCUCAAGCUGUUCAGGAAGAUUUUCACAAAACCUGCCGCCAUUGAUGAUGAUCCUUCCAUCGGUUCCAACAGCUUGCCGGAGGGUGACGAAAUGUACUUCCCGUAUCUAAAAUCGAGCGACUGCCAAGAAUUAGACGAUCACUGCCCGAUUUCACAGCUGGAAAUCCCUUCAGAGCUGGAACCAGCACCGGAAGACAGCAGCACCUCAUCAUCAGCCAGCGACCGGUGAAAAAGGAUAUCUCUGGAGUGCUCUCUACUAUAUCUUUCCUUACUCCUUAUACUAGCUGUAUGCUUGUCGGUUAACUUCCCCGAUACCAGAACAUCCGACCUUUCUUGCGAUAUACGACUUUGUUCCGGUAGUAUCGUUUAUCAAUUUGCUCUAUUUACACCGGCUCAAAUCUCCCGAUAUGAAGCAUCACUGUCUGUUCCUUGCCUCAUCACGAAACAGAAGAGCCAGUAACCAACCCAAGGGACUGAAAUAAACGGAGAAUCAUCGUCAAUGAUCAAACAAAUUUUGCAGCCGAUGAUUGAAUUUGUUAUGAUUUGUUGCAAUUUGUUAGAGAGAAGUAGAAGGUUUCAAUUAAAAUGAGAGAAACCGGUGCUCAGAGAGAGUGAAAAUGUGCUAAUUGUUGCAAAUGUUGCGAAUUGUUACAAUUUGUUAAGCAGUUGUGGAAUUUGAUCAUUACCAUUCCAAAUGCAAAGAGUUCUCUCUCCACUGCAAUCCCUUGAACCAACCACUAACAUCAUUGUCGUCGUCGUCAUCAUCAUCAUCAUCAUUCUCUACACUAAACAUCUAUCUUCUCGGAAAAGCCAGCGAUGUACAACAACGGCAGCAUAACUUGAUGGAACGGCGAAACGAUGCAUUUAUGGCCCCCUCAUUCGAUAUGGCGAAAGCACCCGUUCAAUCGCUUAUCGAGAAAGUCAAAUCCUGCUGGUUGAUGGAGGCUACGAAGAAGGGCGGAGAAAAUCUUAACCCACUGUUGUGUAUACUCCCACCAAAACUACAUUUUCCCGCCAAAGUAGCUGUGAAUGGACCCGCCGUAAUUGCUGGAAAACAUCCCGAAUGGUUCCGAUAGCUGUUUGUGUUUUUUUUUGUCGUGUCAGGCGAUAGUCAAUCGAACAUUCGAACGUCUAGCUAGUAGUCGUGCUAGUCUCACUUUUUUUAUAGUGCACCAUUGUGUCAAUCAUCAAUUGUAUCGCUUCGAAAGAAUGGCCAAUAAAACAGAUUCACCCUGCAAUUUUCACAUUCGCUAAGGGUGAUUUUCGCCUUUUCCGGUUUACGAUUUAUUGUGAUGGGUGACGAUGGAAUGAAAGCUCA
This is a messenger RNA of Uranotaenia lowii, 1804 nucleotides long. RefSeq lists its product as uncharacterized. The record is from RefSeq and is a predicted model, not a curated record. Bases 74 to 715 code for a protein of 213 amino acids. The transcript has 4 exons. Lineage: Eukaryota; Metazoa; Arthropoda; Insecta; Diptera; Culicidae.